This is a messenger RNA of Guillardia theta CCMP2712, 505 nucleotides long. RefSeq lists its product as hypothetical. The transcript has a single exon. The record is from RefSeq and is a predicted model, not a curated record. The annotation marks the transcript as partial. NCBI's taxonomy places the organism in Eukaryota, Cryptophyceae, Pyrenomonadales, Geminigeraceae.
GUUCGUCACUCGUUGGAUCGAGGAUUCAAGCUCCACACGCACUCUCGACCACAUUCAUCUUCCUAUCCACACCUCUCCAUGGCGCCUACAAGACCCCAAGUCAAGCUCACCCUCAACCCUUCUCAGAAAGCCUACCUCGAUAGACUCGCCUCUACCGGCUCCAGCUCCCCCGCGUCUCCGACCCCGUCGUCUCCCGGCCGAGGCUCCUGGCGGGUGCAGGCAGACGGCGAGUCGCUCAUGAGCAACAUCGAGAAUGCCAAGGCGAAGCUCAUGAUGAGGUCGAAGAGCGACAGGAACCUUGCGGAGCUGAGAGGGGAGGAGGAGACGAGGGGGAGGGGGGUACUGCGACGAGGGGUAUCAAUGGCGAAUCUGUCAUCGGCGAGCAUGAUAUGAAGAAUACAUGGAAUUGAAUUUAAAAAAAUUGAGAUUUUAAUGAUAGAUCCUGUACAAUAGAAGACGGGUUAUCUUUGAAUGUUUUCGUGGAAAUCAUAAAGAAAAUACUGGG